Messenger RNA from Lingula anatina, 2101 nucleotides. RefSeq lists its product as uncharacterized. NCBI's taxonomy places the organism in Eukaryota, Metazoa, Brachiopoda, Lingulata, Lingulida, Lingulidae. The record is from RefSeq and is a predicted model, not a curated record. Gene Ontology annotation, biological process: protein deubiquitination. Gene Ontology annotation, molecular function: cysteine-type deubiquitinase activity.
UCGACCAGGUUGUCGUCUGUUUAUAGCGGAAAUAUACCGAAUAGAUCAGUUAGUCGUUCAUGUCAAAGAAAUUGAACCCGAACCGUGAACAGAGGUCAUCUAUGUUCAACUUUUUUUUUGGCGCCAAGCUUGCGCAGUAUGCAACAUCGCAGUGCAAGCGGUAGGGAGGUUUCUCAGAAAUGAUGCCGAAGGCGAAGGCUUACAGAAAAUACUCUCUUGCUCAGAAAUUUGAUAUCGGUAAAUUGUGUUACACAAACAAAUUAAAGUAUGAAGAAGAGGCAAAACUUUUGGAAGCUCAUUGGGAUGCUAAACGAAAGAAAAUUAGUCAUCCUAAACCGAAAGAAGGGUUUCUUGCCAAGACGAUAAGGGAGGUGUUCCCUCACUUGGCUUCUCUACCAAACGGGCAUGCCGAAUUUCAAAAGGCCAAGUCACUAGUAUCAAGAUGCCUGGAGCUCUAUGUAAGACAAAUGGACGGCACCCUGGACGAAGAAUUGGGACAUGAACGAUAUCGGCAGGCGGGAGGAGGGAGGAAACCCGUCGGACCUGAAAGGAGGCAGUCGAUUUUUCAAUGGUUUGUUGACAUAGAUGGGUGCUUGAAGGCUCAUCUUCCUGCACAAGAGAUGGCUAAGGACCCGCCCCAAAAUCUGUCUGACCGGUUGUCCACAAUUACGCCCCCAGAUGGAGUUUGCCGUGCAGCUAUUGGCCAGUCUCCGGAGGAUGAAGGAAUUGAACAGUUGGACACAGAGAAUGGUGAAUUAGAGGAUGAAGAUGGAGAGGAGGAAAACCUCUCUGAUGUGGACGAACUGCCAAUGGAACCACAGUCAAUAGCUUCUCCUUCAUGCACAGAUUCCACAAGCAAUUCAGCCCAUGAACCUCUCAUGAGACCGGGACAUCUUGGACUACCAACCAACACUGACAACCAAGAAUUGAACCGCGAUGCUCUUUUUUUAAAUCAACUGGGGACAGUGCUUGACACUUUUGGGAGGGAAACAUCAGUGCAAAUGAUGCCUCAUCUCUGUCACAUGAGGGCUGCUUAUUCAAAGGCUUGCAACAGUGUAAAAAGGCGAAUGCUCCUCGACUCAUCUCUUUUGCAAAGGCUGUAUGCAUCAACCAAAGAGAUCCCUGUAACUGAACCUUUUCCAGACAGCACAGAGCCAAUCUCUCUGAAUGGAGAACCAAAUAACAGUGAGCAAGUAUCCCAGUUGAAAUCAUCAGAUGGACAUACGUAUCAGCUGAUGAAGACACCACGCGAUGGGGAUUGUUUCUUUAGGUCAUUUUUCAGAGCAGCAGAUUUGGAUCUUCAGAGUUUCCCAAGAGGUGAUGACAACUACCCAUUGAAUGAAGAUGAUAAGAUAAAAGAGGAACAAUCGAUUCUAGGCCUUAGGAAGAGAACAGCUGAUUAUAUGAGAAGAAACACAGUUCACUAUGAGGAUUUGGUUAGCUCCAUGAGACAAGGUGAACACACUGAAUGUUUCUCUCAGGAUAGAACUUUCAUUAUUACAGAUGAAGGUUACAGUAGUUUAGAAGAAGAGAUUGAUGAUAUAAGCAGAACUGGAGUUUAUGCAACUCACUUAGCAAUAGAUGCUGCAGCGCAUGUAGAAGGGGUUGUGAUCCAUGUAUUCCAGCUGGUAAAUAAGUCCACUGUCAGGGAGAUAACUACUGUUGGGGAAGUUAGCCAGUUGUCAACAAAAGAAGUCAAUCUGUUGUACAAACCAGGACUAAGUGGAGGAAGGUCUGGUCACUAUGAUGUUUUGUAUAAAGAAGAACUGCCAAGUUCCUUGCCCCUUACUGUGAAUGAUUAUGUACUGGUAAAGUAUGGUGCAGUGACCAUCCCUGCUGUUGUGGUGAGAGGGGGAAAUGAACUCGCAGUGAGGUACUUUGAUAAAGAUGCCACUGGAAGAUCUUACACGGCGCAAGAAUUUGAUUAUGAAAUUCUAGCCGAGGAUGUCAGCAGAGAACUUGUUCCCCCCACAAUGGAAUUUCGCGGGAGCCGUAUAUAUUAUAUUUUUAGUGAUAUUUGAAUGGUAAAAUAUAUUUUCAUGAACAAACGUGCUAAAUGGAUCUGUGUGGCAUUUACCAUGUGAACAAUUUUAUGGCCACA